Nematostella vectensis (starlet sea anemone) is the source of this 2095-nucleotide messenger RNA. Its product is annotated as thiol S-methyltransferase METTL7B. Gene Ontology annotation, molecular function: S-adenosylmethionine-dependent methyltransferase activity. The record is from RefSeq and is a predicted model, not a curated record. The transcript is spliced from 3 exons. NCBI's taxonomy places the organism in Eukaryota, Metazoa, Cnidaria, Anthozoa, Actiniaria, Edwardsiidae. The coding region runs from base 316 to 1194 and encodes 292 amino acids.
AAAACUCUAGACCAUUGUGGUUGAAUCUUUCUUUAUUUCAAUUUUGCCAUAGAAUGUCAGUAGCACGAGUUUGAAGCUCGCUACGAAUUGUGUUUCUUACUAUGUAGUGUACAGUAAUUCAAACACAGUAUUACAUGGUCUAAAUUUUCACGAUAAAGUAUUUGUUUUGCUUAUAAAUUCCCCCAUACAUUCCUUUAUAAACCACUGACAGUAGCCUUGGGCUGCCUGUGGUCCCCCGAACUCGUACUCGUGACAACGCGACAACUAUACCAGCUACGUACCUAAGUCUUACAACUCUCAAAGGGAAGGUUCGAAAUGACUUCCAUCUACUCGAUCUACUACUUUAUAGGGAUCCUAAUCGCCCUUGUUGUAUCGUUAAGAUUGUUGAAACUGCUUGUGGUGCGGUUUUUCACAUCGGAUUACUACAAAUCGCUUUUUGCGGCGCGAAUGCAAAUGUUUAGCGAGCUGCACAAAAGUGGACAGACUAAAUCAAGCAAGAUGCGAUCAGAACUUAUCUCCGUUCUAAACAUGAAGAUCGCAGAGCUUGGAGGAGAUGUCGUUGAGAUAGGAGCCGGACCUGGAAACAACACAAAGUUUUUACAAUUACCAGAAGGAAGCUUUUUGAUCGUGGUAGACUACAAUCCACACAUGGAAAAAAUCUUUCGAAAGAAUAUGGAGACUGAUAACCCUAAUCUACAUUUGAAGGAAUUUCUUGUCCAAAGCGCGGAUGAUAUGAGUGAAAUACCGGACGGCAGUGUGUCUGCUGUCCUAGCCACACAUCUAUUAUGCUCACUUGAUGAUCAACAGACAAGAAAAGUGUUGAAAGAGAUUAUGAGGGUGUUAAGGCCGGGUGGAUGUUAUUUCUUUCUUGAGCAUGUGAUAGAUAAGCCUGGCACCAUGCGCAGAGCUGUGCAGUGCAUGCUGGGUAGUGUGACAGGGAUCUGGCAAUUGGUUGCAGAUGGUUGUAAUCCUGACAAAGAUACAUGUCAGGAAAUCCAUCAGGCUGGCUUUGGAUCAGUUACCUUGAAAAACAGUCUAACGGAACAGUUUUACUUAUGGAAUGACCCUAUAUAUACCAUUACUUCUUAUGUGACCAGACCAAAACUAUGGGGGCAUGCAGUUAAACAUAGCAUCAAAAGGUGUACAGAAAAGGACAAGUUAGCAAAAUUGUUUGAAUCAAUGGCUCAAGCCUAGUUACCAUGGCUGUCCCAUGCUUGAUUUCACAUUUAAUUUCUUUAAUUAUCAUCAUAAAUUGCAACUCUCUUCAGCUGUUCCUGCUUGCCAUAGAGAGCCUUAAGGGGAAUUCCAGGCCGCAGAUGCUGAAAACCCUCAUAUGAAUUUUACCUUUAUGAUAUGGAAGGGAUAAAUUGAAAAAACAAAAAACAAAAAACAUCCACACUGUCCAAUGGGUCCUAAUUUGUGGCUGCCCCUUGCUUGAAUGUCUGUCUAACUAAACACAUCAGUCCCUUUACUCAACAACCUUUCAAUGUUAUACUCAAGAAGAUUAUUUGUAACAUAGAUUAUAGGUUAUUUUGAACACUUCAGAAGGUUGUGCUGAUAGAUAAACAUGGACCAUUUUUUUAAUUUUCUAAAUCCCUUUUCAUUUUGAAUUGUUUCUACAUGUGCAUGUAUGCUAGUAGAACCUUUUAUAACUUGGUCCUAAUUUUGAACUUGAAGUGAUUUUAGUCUGUCUUCAGAUUUCGAGUUAGCAGGGUUCUAAUGUAUUACCUUCAGCAAUAGACCGUUUUUACGAUGCAUGCACAUAAAAAAAGCCACAGCUAAUCUAAAAUGGCAUACAAGGUGGAUUUUACAGAUGAAGCUGUAGAAAAUGCUUUCACAGUGCUUCUGUCUGAGUUUUGGAGUCAAAUUCCCCCUUUUGCCUGCAUUUUGGAUCAGCUGUGGCCUGCCAGCCUGUGCAAUUUUGUAUGUGCAUGCAACAUUGUAAAAACAGUCUAUAGAAAAGCAUAAUAUAGUAGGAUGAAUUAAAUUACACAGUUUAGUGACUCAAGUGUAUAAUGGUGACUGCUGGAAUGUUGAUUUUGUUUGUAGUUGUGUUUUUUUUUCAUCAGUAAAACAUUCCAUAAUUUGUACCAUA